This is a messenger RNA of Mizuhopecten yessoensis (Yesso scallop), 5361 nucleotides long. Its product is annotated as WD repeat and coiled-coil-containing protein-like. Bases 173 to 2614 code for a protein of 813 amino acids. The transcript has 17 exons. Lineage: Eukaryota; Metazoa; Mollusca; Bivalvia; Pectinida; Pectinidae. Gene Ontology annotation, molecular function: kinase binding. The record is from RefSeq and is a predicted model, not a curated record.
GAUCGAGUUACUGGGUAUUUAUAGAGAUGUAUAACGAAUGGUCAUGUGCGGUCUUUGUUAAAAUUGAGUAACAGAAGGUACAAACUUCAGGUAACACUUACACCUGAGUUUGUGAUACAGGUAGUCUCCAGCGAGACAGGUAGAUACGCUGUAAUGCUGGACAACAUGGUGGAUGGAAAUGUCGGAUUUCAUUGACCUAAUCUUCUCUGGAGGUAUUUGGGGAAUGUCAUUAACGGUGCACAAGUCACAUGGCCUAGUGUGGACUGAUGGGAAAGCCAUCUUCCUUGCCCCGGUAAAGAUCCUCAAUGGACAGGUGGAACCCUGUGAAUCGUUGAAACUGGGAGAGUUUGGUGACGAGGAUGAAUUUUUAGAAAGUGAAACUGUUGAUCUUGAUGAGGAUGACCAAUCGGUAAAGAGUAUUCAUUGGAGCAGCGACGUUGGUCCCAGCUUGUGUUACUUGUGUGUGGUCCAUCCCGAACAUGUAUCCGUCUGGAAGGUCGAGGGUCAUGUACCUAAACUCAGUUUCAAGCAAGUCCGCAAACUCAAUGUUCAGCCUAUUCAGCAAGGUUGUCUUUGGAAUCCAGGCCGGGACAUUCUGUGUGUCCUCAGUAAACAGCAGUGCAGCUUCUUCUUCAGACAUACACAGAACAGGGGCAGCUAUGCCUUCCCUCCCAUAGAGAGUGGUAAGAUCAAAUGUGGUGCCUGGUCAAAGGAUGGAAGUCAGCUGGUGCUGUGUGUAGGGGCCAUGUUACUGAUUUAUACAUGGCCAGAGAUUGAUGUGUCCAUCAGUGACUUGACCCCCACGGCCUGGAGGAUACCCAAACUGGAUGGAGGCGUUUGUUCCAUUGUGUCCCUGUCUAACGACGCUGUUGUAUGUGCUGCAGAGCUGCCUCUGGAAUCUCUGUGUAAGAUGCAGGACACCUUCAUAACACCAGACUUGAAUCAAAAUGGAUCUGGUUUAUCACCUCAAUCUGACAUCAUCUCUCCUAAAGGAGGAUCUAAUUCAUCACUGAAAGAUACGCUGCUUAACUUACCGCGACAUCCAGGGAGUCUUAUAGAGGCCACCAGUCAGCUAAUCGUUGUCCAGCUGAGGGCCAAUAAGGAGCCCCAAACGAGCUGCUGUACGGGGGUCAAAGGGGUGCUGACCCCGGACAUACUGUUGUAUGAGGAGAAUCAGCAGUGUAUAGUAGUAGGCAGUAACAACCAGAGCCUGCUCCAAGUGUUUGCUGUGGACAACAGCCGGACACUGGUCAAGGUCCAGGAAAUCCAACUGAACAAGGAUGAGCGCCCCAGAGGGAUUUCUAGCCUCGACAGCCCCCAGUUGGCGGGUUACCAAGGGAUACUGUUGGCGGUGGGUAAGCGGACGACGGCCAGUGCACUGUUCCCAUCGUCGUCAGAGAGUACUGGGGACGUCCGGCUACAGUUCGUCCCAGUGUCCAUAGACAGAUCUGCUAUGAAGGUUCUGGCUGAAGAAAACAUGACAGCAGAUCAAAGUAUGCUAGAAAACCUGGUCCCCUCCAAAACGUCGACGCCUGCCGCGCAACCUCAGAAAAAGACAAUAAAACUUCAGUAUUCCGUUGGAGAGGAUGACACACAAUUGGAUCAGUCAGGCGGCCAAUCAGAGCCCUCGUCUCUUGAACCGUUCAGUUUGAUCAGCAAUGGAAUCUCUGAGGCUAGCACUCAGCAAAAAUCUCAAAAUGAAUCUGUUGAUCUUUUACUUAAAAAACAGAAAACUGUUUCAGAAUUAAGAGAUUAUUCUGACACAGACUCUGCCAAAUCAUCGCCAAGGGAGACAUCUCAAGAUUCUGAGGAAUUGUCACCAAGAGAGACAACUCCGUCUACUUCUACAUCUCAAAAGAAAAAGAUAAUUGUUGACUUAAACGAAUCUGACACUGGUGAUAGUGAUUUAGAGACAGAAACUACAGAAUUCUCAGAACAAAAGCCACAUUUCAAAAGUCCAGAAUUAGAUAAAUAUUUAGAAGACAAUGUUGGAAUAACUGACAUUCCAAACUUAUCGAAAGACUGUAAAGAAACCUCGCCCCAGUGUGAAUCUAAGAACACAGCCAGGAAGGUUAGCCAGAGCGAGAGAGAUUCCGGCUAUACAGAUGCGAUAUGUGAUACCUCUCCUGAACUCUCUGUUGGAGAAGCCAAGGGAAGACUGAAGGCCAACAUGUCAAUUGAGGACCUGGAGCGAGAGAUACAAUCACAGAAUGCCCACAUAGAACAGUUACAGACGAAGGUGGACUCGCUUUCUAGAAUCGUGGAAGAAACAUCGAUGGUUUUCCCAACUAAAUAUCAAGCCAUGGAAAAGCCAGAUGUUGUCACUGUGGUUUGCCACUGUGAGGGAGCUAAGGCCAGUAAGAAGACAUUUCUACUGGACAACAAACGACUGCCAUUGGAUGUUCUGAAACAUGCGUUUGGUCUUUCUCUUGUGGAACUCUAUAUUGAUGGUGAGUCUUUUGUUGUUGGUGCCAACAUAGAUGGGUACAUACCGGUGAAAUUUGAUCCUUCGUCUACCGUAGAGGUUAGCGGUAUUCUGCAGCCAGCAUCCGACAAGGACAGUACUUCCGAGGACAUGGGCAUCGGAGGAAUAGACAAGGAGGUCACAUGUUAGAGCACCUCAUUGACUGAUAAUAUCAAUACAAACAAACAGAUUUUAUGAAGAACAUUUUGUUAACAAAUUGACACAAAGAACAAAUCUCCACAGGAAAUGUCAAGUGAAAAUUUUAUAAACUUUGACAAACUCAGAUCUGAUCAACUGUUUUUGAAUCUCACUCUAUAAUAUCAACAGUUUGUAGGUUCAUGCUCACAGCUGUUGUUGAGCUCUUGAACAAUCCUGAUUAUUCCAGUCCACCCAUCAACACAAAUGGGUACAUGCAUAUUGGAAGUCAUCUUGAAAAAUGAUGUUCUUUCAGGUGAGAGAAAGUGACCUAUUUCUCACCACAGUAAUCAGGUUGAUAUGUACUGCUUUAUGUGCCACAAGUUGAAGGUCAAAUUUGUUUUGGUUGAACUAGUUGUUGUACAUAUCAUAUGUCCACCCAGCUGUAAGAAUUGGUACUCUUUUUACUGGGAAGUUAACCUGUGAUAGUUUAAACAUUCCAUUCUGCGAUACUGGCGACAUUUAUAAUAUACAAGGGUAUAGCACUAUGCAGAUUGAUGUUUUUUCCAGUGUUGACAGAGUACAAUUAUGAAAUAGUCUAAUUCUCAUGAUUUAUAAAUAUAUAUCUGUACCUGCAUUCCAACCCUUACACCAUUGCCAACUCCCCCAAAAAAGCAUUUGGAUGUUGCAGUGUGUAACAGACCAUAUGAUCAUAACAGAAAAUUGUCUGUUGAUGAUAUUUGUACCUGGAUCCAAGUUUAAGUGUUAUAUCUUAAUAUAUAAUAAUCAUAAGGAGAGGAGUUCCAACCACAACACAGCUCAGUUGUCACCAGUUUGAGUGGGUUUUUGUUUGGCCAUUUAAUUUUGACUCUUUAGCUAGUCUUCAUGAAGACCAGGUCCUGACUCGCUAAAGAUUGCCCAGGUGAAAGAGGCUUGAUUGUAGAUUGAUUGUAUGUCAGUAACCAAAGAUUUGUUUGCACAGGAAAAGGUUGGAAUAUCAAGUGGUGCAUACAGCAUCUACUUAGAUCAAUGCCGGGGACAAUAUUUAGAUUGAGAAAUCAGAAUAUAAGUUAAGUUAGUGACUUAAUUUCAUACAAUUUUUUUUUUUAAAUCCAUUCACUUUCUCACCCGAGGUGUUCUUGACACAAAACAGAAACUAGUCAUUACUGAAUAGGAGUUUAUAAAGUGUUAAGUAGUUAUAUAAUUGUGUUUAUACUGUAUAUCAAGUAAACAAGGUUUGAACAUUGCUAUGCCUUCUAGCAAUACAUGUUGACUAAUAAAAGCUGUUAAAUACCGUUAUACUAAAUGUAAACAUAUUUCUUGAUGUAGUGGGAUGGUUUCGUCAAUUUAUAUGAAAUUUUCAAUCUAAACAAAUGAAUAAUGUUCAUACUUAACUUUUGAUACAGGGUAUGGGUGGUUUUCAAAAUCAUUAUCAUAGCUAUAUUUGCUUGCCACUUUGGUUUAAUAUAUGAGUAGAAUUUUCUAAAGGUAAUUCUAUUUUAAUUUUUAAUUUUUUAAUGCUGUAAAUGUUUUGUACAGAUUUGAUGCUUUUGUGACUGAUAAUCUGUUGUUUUACUUAAAUAUCGGAACAUUUACUGAAGUACACACUUUGUACAUGCAUUGUAAGUUGAAUAAUCCAUAUACACUAGAACCUGGUUAUUUGUUGUGCAAUAUUUUGGCAUUGUACAGGGCUUUGGUAAUGUAGACAGGGAGGCAUGUUAUAUUGAAAUUUUUAAAAAGGAAGGUCAAAAUAUUGUUGAUAAUGAGGUUCCGAAUGAAAACUAUCACAUUAUAUUGCAGUUUAACUGUGACUGUCCAGGUGUUAUUUACCUUAUCCAUGACUUUUUUCUGUGUCAAAAUGCUUAUUUUAAAUUUUUGUUGUAUAUUUGUUUCUGUUAACUUUGCAUUUUUCAGAGCUAACUUCUAUGUUCUUUUGAGAUAUGAAAAGGUUACUUGACAAUCUUGUUAAAUGUAAAUUACAUUUGACGAUACAUUAAUAUUCCGAGAGACAGAAUAAAGAAAACAUGCUUAAAGCAAGCUAAAUGUACAUGACUUAAAAAAAAGUAAUUUUCUGGCAAUGGAAAGUCAAGAAGUAAAACAUAUACCUGAUAAUGUAUGUAAACAUUAGAGGUUUACAAAACUGAUAUUUAGAAGUUUAUGUUGACUUUCAUUGUUUACAUUAUGAUGCGUAAAAAUGAUAUAUAAAAGUAUGUGUUCAGUUUCUACAAUCUUAAAUGUAAUAAUUUUACACAUUAAACGUACAAUAUUCCUCAUUUGAUGAAAUGUUAGAUUAUAAUACAUACCUGUUAAGGUGCUGUUGGAUGGAAGGACUAAACAAGUCACAGUAUUUAAGUGUCACCCUGAUAAAACACAAGCUGCUUCUGACUUACUCCAUAUAAAGAGUUUCUGUUUAGCUUAUUCAGUAGAGAGUGAAACUAGUACAAUAGAAGUCCCAAGUUUGACUCCUAGUGGAGGCAUCGAACAAAUAUUGACCUGUUUUUUUGGCACCAAUGUUGUGACCUUGGAAAUAUUGAGACUUUUACAGGAAUUGCUAUGACCACUGGAAAACUUAGGAUGAGUUUUUCCUGAGGGGAAGUUUGUUACUCUUGUAAAAUACUAGCUGCUGCCUAUCGACUCCGCUAUAGAUAAAUUUACUUCAUUUGGUAGACAUAAGGCAGACAUAUCUGGCCUGUCUAUAGCUAAUGCACUACAAAACAUAAUAUGUUACGUAAGGAAAUGGUAUGUGUCAAUAUCUGGUCGAA